AUGACUAUUAAUAAUAAACAUAUUGAACCAGUGUUCUUGGCUAAUAUUGUGCUUUAUUUAGAUUCAACUACCACUUUUAGGAAUUUUUUGAAUGUCUCUGAAAAGUGUCGUUUGGCAGUUUCCAUGUUGCACAUUAAUCCGCCUCGGGUAUUACGUUACAUUCCGUUUCUUCGCAAGUACAUUCCCAAUCUUGAAACAUAUGAAGGGAAUAUCAACGAAGCGCAAAAUGAAAUUACCAAAGAAAUGGUUGACCAAAUCACGUGGAUUGAUGGAUCUCAAAGUUUAGUUUCCAUUCGUACAAUUCACGAAAAUUUCAAAUGGAAAAUAUUUGGUGUUAAAAUAUUGGGGGAUUGUCUUUGUGAUUUGUACCAAUUGCACAACGUCAGAAAAGUGGUCGUCGUUGACUCUUUUAUUCCUACUGACCUUCUUAACAUUGUGGAUAAUCCAAAUUUGCAGUGUAUCACAAAAAUGAUAUUUUACAACAAUCAAUUGACUUGCCAACAGAAAGAUGCAUUGGAACAAUGCGCAGAAAAAUGUCGACAAAUAAUGUUUAAAGUAAUUACAAACACUGAUAAAAAUAAUUAUAACAUCCCUACACGCUCUCAUAAUUUGGAAGUAGUUGACUAUAAAUUAUUUAUUAAAACAAAAGAUGAAAAGAUAGAACAAAAUAAGUCUGAUAUUUCAAAACAGAGUGUUGGUGUUUUAGAUGAAAUUUCAAUGAAAGAUGUGAUAUACAAAUACAGAGAUUUAAAAGUUUCUAAACUCAAAUUAUCAAUUGAAGAAAAUACAUUGGAACAUAUUAAUUUUAAAGGUACUGGAUUUCAAAAUAUCGAGUUGAUUUUGAACACGGGAUUGCCGAUAAAAUUUAUAGAAGAGAAAUUUACAAAAUCACUUUCAGUGACUUCAAAACAUGUUGAAAUCGACACGGAAAAUGUCAAUUUACCGAACAUUAAAAAUCUUAAAGUUGAAGGAAACAUUAUACUCAAAAAGACUGAUAAAAAAGAAUACUUUUUCCGCCCAAACUCCAAGCUUAUUGAUUUUGAAUUUAUCACAGAAAACAAACAAAAUAUAUUUUUUGACUUUUGCAAUUGUUUUGAAAGUCUCAAAACCAUUUCCAUCUCAUGUGGUUCACAUAAAUUUGACUUUCAAAAUUUCAAGUGGCUUGAGUCUAUCAAAGUUGUGUGUUAUUCGACUUUAAAAUGUGAAGUGAUUUUACCAAAAAAGUAUUACAACACUGUUUUUACACGAAGUGGCAAUUGGGUUUCGUUUGAUUCGAGGUAUUCAAGAAGACUAUCAGUUGAAAGUAUAUAUGCACCAAUUGAACUUGAAAAUUUUGAACAUUUUACAGAAGUCACUUUGAAGGGUAAAGUCAAUCGAGUCGAUUUAAAUAAAUGUGCUAUUUGUCGUAAAUUACGAAUACUUUCUACACAAAAAGCCGAGAACAAAACUAUCGUUUGCGCUCCAAAAUCCGACAAUAACUAUUUUGAACAAAACACAUUCUUAGCAAGUAAACCUUAUUUGUAUGUUACAAACAAGAAAAUAGUUGCCGCAGAAGUUCUUGAAAUUUCGGGAAAUGUCGAUUUUGAAGACAUCGAAAAUACAAUUUUUUGUGUUGUGGACAACACCGAAUUUUCAAUAUUAUCGCCUUUCAUUAACAAAAUAACAGUCUUUGGAGGUAGAAAAAACAAACAAAAUUGGGAUACAACAUAUUACGAUAAUUCUCAGAUAAAAGAAAUAAUAGAAAGCAACAAAGAUGUUUACAAAUUCAUGAAGACACCUAUUAUUAAAUCAGAAUUGGACCAUUUAUGUAAUAUAUUUAUCGUAAAACCUUUUAAAAAGACCACCAAAGAAAAAAUAAAAGUUUACAAAAAGAACGUCGAAACAAUGGAUUACAACACAAUAGAAAUUUUUGAUGACGUUGAAUGUGAAGAUGAAGAAUAUUGCGAAGAAGAAAUGUUAGAUGAAAGUGCUUCAAAGUAUUUGGUAUAA
Messenger RNA from Entamoeba invadens IP1, 1989 nucleotides. RefSeq lists its product as hypothetical. The transcript has a single exon. The coding region runs from base 1 to 1989 and encodes 662 amino acids. The record is from RefSeq and is a predicted model, not a curated record. NCBI's taxonomy places the organism in Eukaryota, Evosea, Mastigamoebida, Endamoebidae.